Messenger RNA from Teleopsis dalmanni, 2284 nucleotides. RefSeq names its product soluble guanylate cyclase 89Db-like. The record is from RefSeq and is a predicted model, not a curated record. NCBI's taxonomy places the organism in Eukaryota, Metazoa, Arthropoda, Insecta, Diptera, Diopsidae. The transcript has 2 exons. Gene Ontology annotation, cellular component: guanylate cyclase complex, soluble. Gene Ontology annotation, molecular function: guanylate cyclase activity; heme binding; oxygen sensor activity. The coding region runs from base 247 to 2220 and encodes 657 amino acids. Gene Ontology annotation, biological process: response to oxygen levels; nitric oxide-cGMP-mediated signaling; cGMP biosynthetic process.
UCAUCCUACUCUUAAUCUACCUCAGACCACUGCCAUAACAACGCAUUAAUAACGCACGAAGUCAAUAAAUCAAAAGCACACGCGCGCCGAAAGUCAACAUUAAACAACAACAGUAAAAACAGCAACAACAACUUGGCAGCCACAUUAAUCACGCACAAAUACCGUUAAAAUAAUUGUUUGCACAUCCAAACCCUUGACAAAUUUUUGCUCCUUUGCUUCCCGAAAUACUUCAUUUGUGUCGUAAAAAUGUAUGGGAUGGUGUUAGAAAGCGUGCAGUAUUAUAUACAGGCGGAAUAUGGCAAUAAUAUUUGGAAAGAGAUUUGCAAAAUUGUGGAUUGUAAGCAUCAAACUUUUAAGACCCAUCAGAUCUAUCCGGAUAAGUUGAUGCCCGAUAUUGCUGCAGCCGCUGCUGCUUGUACUGGAAAAUCAUUUGAUUUUUUUAUGAAUUUCUUUGGACGUUGUUUUGUGCGUUUCUUUAGUAACUUUGGCUACGACAAGAUGAUACGUUCGACUGGUCGCUACUUUUGUGAUUUCUUACAAUCUAUUGAUAAUAUACAUCUUCAAAUGCGGUUCACAUACCCGAAAAUGAAAAGUCCCAGCAUGCAGUUAACGCAUAUGGACAAUGAUGGUGCAGUUAUUUUAUAUAGAAGCGGACGCACUGGCUUCUCCAAAUAUUUAAUUGGGCAAUUUGUUGAAGUGGCUAAGGAGUUUUAUAAUUUGGAUAUCAAAGCUUAUGUAAUUGAAAGCCAGAACGAUAUAUGUGGUGGAACUACUGGUCCUAUACAUUUAUCUGAUCAACCUCUCACUGUUAUAGUUAAAUAUCGUUUAGACUUCGAUAACCAUGAUUAUAUGGCCAACCGUGUUAAUGUUAUUGUUCAUCCCUCCCAACUUAGAUUACCAGCUAUAAAUAUGGAUGUCUUUCUAGAUUUAUUCCCUUUUACUGUUGUAUUGAAUCAUGACAUGAAAAUUACACACGCUGGCGAAAAAAUUGUAGAAACUUGGAUAUUGCAUAAUCCAAAUAAAAACGCCAAAACAUUUAUUGGGUCACAUAUUCUGGAUCUAUUUUUAUGUCGCCGUCCUAAGGGCACUUCAAUUGACUGGGAUACAAUCAUACAAAUGCGAACAGUAUUAUUUGAGUUUGAGUUAUUACGUUCAGUUCGUAGUCGAUUUGAUGUUGAUAAUGAAAACUAUGAUGAAAUUGUAUUGAAUGAAGCGCAUUUGCCAACGAAUAAAAACCAUGAUUUAGGAGCAAGUUUUUUGGAUGUUGAGCAAAAGAAGGAUGGCGGCAACACACCUAGUGGUGGGCGUAAAAUAUCUCAAGGCCAAAAAUCUAUAUUAUUAAAAGGUCAAAUGUUUUAUUUAAAAGAUGUGGAUUCACUUAUAUUUCUCUGUAGUCCGCUUAUUGAAAAUCUUGAUGAACUUCAUCAAAUUGGAUUAUAUUUAAAUGAUCUCAACCCGCAUGGUCUUAGUAGAGAACUUGUAAUGGCUGGAUGGCAACAUUGCUCAAAACUAGAAAUUAUGUUUGAAAAAGAAGAGCAACGUACGGAUGAGCUCGAAAAGUCACUUGAACUGGCAGAUUCCUGGAAGAGACAAGGUGAUGAAUUGCUUUACUCAAUGAUUCCACGACCCAUUGCUGAACGUAUGCGCAAUGGUCAAGAAGCAACAUGCCAAAGCUUUGAAGAAGUUUCCGUAAUUUUCAUUGAAGUUAUGAACAUAUACGAUAGUGGCUCUAAAACUAUACAGGAUGCUAUGCUGGCUGUUAAUACACUUAAUACUGUUUUUUCCGCUUUUGAUGAGGAAAUUAUUUCGCCAUUUGUGUAUAAAGUAGAAACGGUGGGAAUGGUUUACAUGGCUGUUUCUGGUGCUCCGGACAUAAAUCCUUUGCAUGCAGAACAUGCAAGUGAUUUAGCUUUACGGAUUGUUAAAAAAGUGAAAGCACUACAAAUACCUGACUUAGCUAUACGUGUAGGUAUACAUUCAGGGCCAGUGGUAGCAGGUGUUGUUGGUCUUAAGGUACCAAGGUAUUGCUUAUUUGGUGAUACAGUAAAUACCGCAUCACGCAUGGAGAGUUCAAGUGAACCAUACAAAAUACAAUUAUCGAACACUACAGCACAGAAAGUUCGAGAAGCUGGCUAUACAGUCGAAUCACGCGGUUUUGUUAAAGUAAAAGGCAAAGGUGAAAUGGAAACAUUUUGGCUAACUAAUGGACCAAAUAAUUAAAAAUUGUUAAGCUAACUUAUUGUUUAAAUAUUGUUACUCCAUAUUAUUGUUAUAUCUUGAUGAU